Necator americanus (New World hookworm) is the source of this 408-nucleotide messenger RNA. RefSeq lists its product as uncharacterized. NCBI's taxonomy places the organism in Eukaryota, Metazoa, Nematoda, Chromadorea, Rhabditida, Ancylostomatidae. The coding region runs from base 1 to 408 and encodes 135 amino acids. The transcript is spliced from 3 exons. The record is from RefSeq and is a predicted model, not a curated record.
AUGACGGCGCCGAAAGGCACUGGAAACGACGGGUUAAUGGGACAAUCGCGAAACCGCAGUCUGAGUGAAUGUGACUCGGACCUGCUGACCUUGGAACACGAUCAAUGGGAAACGAAAUCUGCAUUCCACACGAGGGAACAACCGUGCAAGGCGACCGCAUCUGGGUCUGGGUAUACGCCCAGCAAACCUCCACCGUCAGACCACGGCGAUGAAGUGCCAGACGUUGAAGUCAUGAAAUGUGCCGAGAUAGCCUCAAAGAACACAAUCGAGCCAUCAACAUCGUGUGUUACCCGUGAUCCGUGCGAAAUCAGCUGCGGAAAAUAUACUCCAACAUGUGCUGAGCUCAAGAAAACGACAAUAUCCACGACCUUCGUGAGCGAUCCACCCGAUCUUCCACCAGUCAAAUAA